Akanthomyces muscarius is the source of this 1845-nucleotide messenger RNA. RefSeq lists its product as uncharacterized. The record is from RefSeq and is a predicted model, not a curated record. The transcript is spliced from 4 exons. Gene Ontology annotation, biological process: regulation of DNA-templated transcription. Bases 1 to 1845 code for a protein of 614 amino acids. Gene Ontology annotation, molecular function: DNA-binding transcription factor activity, RNA polymerase II-specific; zinc ion binding. NCBI's taxonomy places the organism in Eukaryota, Fungi, Ascomycota, Sordariomycetes, Hypocreales, Cordycipitaceae.
AUGGUUCAAAAGGGCAAAGAAGCAGCAGUGGACAGGUCGCAACACUGCCACACGUGCCGACGCCAACGGCUGCGCUGCGACGGCGUCCGUCCGACAUGCAACAAGUGCCUCGCCCGCGGCGUCGACUGCCUCGGCUACGGCACGCAGGCGCUGCUCUGGGUGCAACCGCAGUCGAAGUCGUCGGGCACGCAGGCGGACCACCAGCAGCAGCAGAAGGAGCAGGAGACGACCCCGACGGAAGCACGGCAAGGUCGGAAAAAGGGCCGUCCGAAGCUGGUGUUGAUGCAGCGCACCGCGGCGGAGCUUGCCCUGCCCGACGGCGAGGAGCUGGAGCUGACGAGGAAGCCGAAAGCCACACAUCUGACCGCGUACCGCAAGUACAUGAAGAUGCGUGGCUUCCGCGACGAGUACCUGCGACGACGCAAGAUUGUGCUGAGCCCGGGCUUGGACCCCGAAGGUUACCAGAUGCAGCGACUGAUAAUCGAUUCGCUCCGUUACUAUGACGAACAUGUGUGCUCGGAUCUGGUCCUCCUCGACACCCCCGCGAAUCCGUUCCGCGUCCUCGUCGAGUUUUGGAGCUACCUCCCCGACAUCGUCUCGGACCCCCUCGUCUCCGUCUCGGCCGUCCACCGCAUCAGCAAGACGCAGUCGGCGCUCGAGGUCGCCGCCUACGUGCCGGGGUACAAGUACGAGCUCCGGCGCAACAGGCUGCUCUCGGUCAAGCACCCGCUGGUGCCCGUCGUCUUUCGGCACCAGCAGCGCAUGGCCGGUGCUCUGGCCGCCAUGGUGGCCGACGCGGAACAGUGUGAGCAUCGUGGUCUUCUCGAAGCCAUCACCACUUUGAUCUUGUGCGAGGUUCAACAAUCGCUCUUUGGGAACUGGGACAAGCAUCUCCUCGGAGCCCAGGCCAUCAUCGCCGCUCGAGGAGGAAUAGAGACGUUUGUGUCGGAAAAGCUGAAUCCAGUCAACUUUGAUCUGUGCACAGUCAUGCAGGUGGAGGUGAUGCGAGACGUUGGGUCACCAUCGUGUCUUUUGCGCGCCAAAAAGGCCGUGCUUGAGGACUAUCUGGAGCACGUCAUACCCGUAUACCAAGAAGGGUGGCUCUCGGGGUUCCCAUGCACAGACUUUCUGAUGAGCUCCCUCGUACGCAUCAACAUGGCUCGCUACGACGACUACCAAGACAGCGCUGGCGUCGUGACCAGACUAGAUCUGCGACGCAAGCUUCUCGAAGAAAUCGUCGCCUUUUCUCCAGCGGCGUGGCUCGGCUCCCGCACGCAUCAGCUCAAAAAAGUGUUCGGGGAGCGCGCAAAAGAGGUGGAACAAGAAAGCACACGAUGCGCCCUCUUGGACCUCAUACAGUCGUUCCAACUGUCCACCAUGCUGUACGCAACUCGGACGCUGUUCCUGGACAAUGGCAUACAUGUCCUAAUAGGGGCCACUGCUGCAGAGGUCGUGCCGCCCGCGCAGGACCGCUUCUCGCAAAGCACCGCCAGCGGCAGCAUCAUCUACCUGCGGCAGGCCGAGGCGGCUACGCUGGCAGCGCUGGACGCUUCCCUGCGGCGCGUCUGGGCGACGGAGCAGGCGUCGCCGGACUGGUUCGGCAAGUUUACCGUCUGGCCGCUGUUCAUGCUCGGCAUGUCCAUCCACCCCGCCGCCGAGCCGGACGAGACCAAGGACUUUGUGUGCCGGUCGCUGCUGCGGCUCGGCCACCACAUGGGGAGCAUGGCCUACAAGGACGCGAUAUGGGCCAUGCAGCACACCUGGGAGAAGACCGAGAGGUUUGAGCGCUCGCACUGGCUCGGCGAGCUUCCUCUGGACGUCCUGCCGGGGCUCUUCUUCAUGUAA